Penicillium mononematosum is the source of this 1134-nucleotide messenger RNA. RefSeq lists its product as uncharacterized. NCBI's taxonomy places the organism in Eukaryota, Fungi, Ascomycota, Eurotiomycetes, Eurotiales, Aspergillaceae. The record is from RefSeq and is a predicted model, not a curated record. The coding region runs from base 1 to 1134 and encodes 377 amino acids. The transcript has a single exon.
AUGUCAACCCUCAACGAGGCCCUAUCAAAACAACACCGCCUAUCCAUCUGGCAUGUCUACCACAAAGGCGACGAGCACAUCACAAUAACACCAUUCAUAAACCCGAAAAAGGAGUUCGGACUCAACAAGAAGAGUCACAAAAAACUCGCAGCUGAAUACCCCCAAACCCCAGACCGAAACAACGAAUCUAACAGUUAUUUCGUGCACCAUCCAACUCUGCUAUUCCACAAUGCGCCACGGACUCUCCGUCGCGGAAACAAGAAAACCGGAACACCGGUCUGUCUAAUAAAAUGCGGGGCAUUUUGGCUGAACUGGAAAAUCCAGUUCGGGGAUAAUCUGAAGGACGUUAUUGAUCCUAGAGGCGUGGUGAAAUGGGAAUGUCGGAGUAACCCGAAUAACACAACGCUAAACGAUGAUCGUGCUUUGAAGGGGUAUAAGGUCCGCACGUGGAGGGUGUGGGGGGAGAGUGGGAAAAGAUACCACCGUCAGGUAAAUGCGCAACGGAAGGAAAACAAGAAUACGGAAGCCAUGGAUGGUGAUCCUGUUGAGAUGGAGAAAGUCACUGAAGAUGGGAAACACGAUUUGAGUUAUUCACAAAAGCAAGACCCCAGCCCUCCUUCUUACUCUGCCGCACCACAGACGACUAUACCACAACCAGCUGUCGCUGAAGAGGCAGUCCGUCUCAACUGGAGUUCUCCGUUUUCGUUGAAUACUCGACGCUAUAGCUUCGAAUACGCCAAUGUCAAGUUCUUCUGGAAAGGGACGAGAGAUGUCCAUCCGGAUAAACAAUGGACGAAGUGGCUUAUGCCAUUUAGUCACUUGAAGCUGAUUGCCAGACUUCCUGGGAUUGAAGGUGAAGAUAUCCUCGUUGGGCAAUACACACCAAGCUUCGCGUGGCGGAAGUUUGGCGAGUUGUGGAUUUUCGAUUCUGUUGUAGCCAAGCUACUUGGUGAAGUCGGUUCUCCCACUUUGACUGGGCAAGGUGUAGUUGAUGAAAUGCGGGAUAUUCGGAAGACUCGAUUGUAUGAAUUGAUCAUGGCGACGGCCAUGUGUAUGAUAAUUGGCGAGGCGCAGAAAAGGGAGAUUCUCAUAGCGUUGCUUGCGAUGGCUGCGGAGGGGGGAAGUUCGAAUUAG